Molecule: messenger RNA, 1017 nt
Organism: Phasianus colchicus (ring-necked pheasant)
Lineage: Eukaryota; Metazoa; Chordata; Aves; Galliformes; Phasianidae
Source: RefSeq, a predicted model, not a curated record
CCUCGUCCGUCCGUCCGUCCGUCCGUCCGUCCCCGCGUCUGUCCGUGUCCGUCCGUCCGCCCAUCCAUCCGUGCACGUCUGCCAUUGUUCGUGCGUCCGUCCGUCCGUCUGCGGGCAAUUGGUUCCAGAUGGUGUCGGCGCAGGAGCGGCUGACACGCACGUUCACGCGCAGCAGCCACACUUACACGCGCACCGAGCGCACCGAGAUCAGCAAAACGCGCGGCGGGGAAACCACCAGGGAGGUGCGCGUGCAAGAGUCCACCAGGGUGGGAGCUGAGCCCUUCCACGGCGUCUUCGGGGGAUUCCUCGGAGGGUUCGGGGCUGCGCGAGCGCAGGAGGACGCGGCCCCCCCGGAGCUGUCGGCGCAGGUGCUGAGCCCGUCGGGGCAGCGCUCGGACGCGGAGGUGCAGGCGGGGCCGGGCGGCGCCUACCGGGUGCGCUUCGUGCCCGAGGAGCUGGGGGCGCACAGCGUGGCCGUCAAGUUCCGCGGGCAGCACGUGCCGGGAAGCCCCUUCCCCUUCACCGUCGGACCCCUCGGGGAGGGCGGCGCGCACCGGGCCAGGGCUGGAGGACCGGGGCUGCAGAGAGGGGUGGCCGGAGUGCCGGGUAUGGGGGUGGGGGACCUGUACUCCAUCGGCUUCCUGCCCCUGGAGAACGGCGUCCACGCGGUGGAGGUGCGGCUGAACGGCCGCCACGUUCCCGGCAGCCCCUUCAACGUCCGCGUCGGGGAGCAGAGCCACGACGCCGACCCGGCCCUCGUCACCGCUUACGGCGCCGGGCUGCAGGGGGGCGUCACCGGGGUGCGCUCCGAGUUCGUGGUGAAGACGGCCAACGCCGGCGCCGGAGCGCUGUCGGUCACCAUCGACGGCCCCUCCAAGGUGACGUUGGACUGCGUGGAGUGCGCCGAGGGCCACCGCGUCACCUACACCCCCAUGGCGCCCGGCAACUACCUCAUCUCCAUCAAGUAUGGCGGCCCGCACCACAUCGUCGGCAGCCCCUUCAAGGCCAAGGUCACCG